AUGACCCAGGAUUCUGAUGCCGAUGAUCUAGUGGUGCCCACAGAAACCCCAGGUCCAAACACCACUGCAGAGCCUCCAGAGACCCCUGAGCCUGCAGAGACUCCUGAACCUGAGUCUCCAGAGUUCCCUGAGCCUAGCCCCAAGGCAGGAGGAUUCCGGAGCGAGCGCAGUUACUUGGCGCCCCUCGGGAAGGCGGGGGGUCCUCCGAGAGGACUAAGCGGAAGGUGCCUCUCGCAGUCUACGGCGCGUCCUUUCGGACUUGGCAAAGGAGCGAGAGGGACACGGAGCAGGGAAGCGGGCUGCCAACUACGCUUCCGCCAAACGGAGCCAACUGUCGCUUCCUUUCGCCCUGGGCGUGAGAGCCAGGCGAGGGGAGCCGCCGUUUCUCUUCGCCUCUCCUCUCCACCGAAGAGCGCGCGAGGGCGAGAGAGCGUGUGCGCGCGCCACGAGGCGGUGGCGGGACCUUUAGUCCGCUGCCGGGGCUGGCGAGGCCGGGAAGCGGGCUGCAGCGCGGCCAGCCCGUUUCGCCUAGGGCAAAGGAGGGACGGAGUCGGAGGGCCGCCUGAGCGGCGUGGUUUCGCGGGUAACUCCAGUGCAAGGCAGGCGACUUUUCUCCAUCUAGCCGCGCCGUCCCAUGGCAAUAUGAGAGGGGCCGGUCUCCCGCCGUUCCUCUUCCCGGCCGCUCUGCUCGCCUUUGCCGCCCGAGCGGUGCCCCUGGAAGCGGGGAGCUCCCCGCUGGGCUCCCGCCCUGGGCAGCCGCCGCAGCGGGAGGCGCCGAAUUUCUCCAGGCUGCAGAGGAAGAGCCUGGCCAUGGAUUUUAUCGUGCCUUCUCUGUUCCGGACCUACCUGCGGGAGCUGGUGCUGGGCGGCGCGGGGGAGCCCUCGGGCGGGUUUCAGGCGCGCUGCAGCCUGGUGCUGGACUGCUCGCCGCUGCUGCGCACUGCCGGCGCUUGGCUUCCCCGGAGCGCCCCGGCAGAGCCGGCCGGCCGCGGCAGAGCCCCGUCCAAGGUGCUGAAAGGCGGCGCGGUGCGAAAGCUACGCCGCGCCAAGCAGCUGGUGCUGGAAGUGGGCGAAGCCAACCUGAGGGAUGACUGCGCCUGGCAUCGUGCCGGGGAAAGGACUGGGGCCGAGGCCAGCCAGCUCGAGUUUACCCUCACCGAGGAAUUCAGCUCGUGGAUCAGCUCCGGAGAAGGCAGGCUGAGAAUCCGGUUGAUGCCUGAGAGGAAGGCGUCUUUCCAGGGCAAGGAAGGCAGCUUAUCUGCGGCCAUCAGAGCUUCCCAGCCCCGCUUGUUCUUCCAGAUGGCCACCAGAGGUCUCAACGUUCCAGAUUCUCCAACAAAUAUUCCUCCACAUUCUUUGGAUUUUUCUGCUUGGAAUUUGUCUUGGGUCAUGAGAGAUUCCUCCCCUUCCUUCGCUCCCAGAGGGCGGCACUUUUUUGACUGCAAUUUUGAAUUAUCCUGUGAUCUAGAAUAUUUCCCCCCCAUGAGAGAGGGCCAUAACAGAUCCUGGUACAGAGUGAAUGCGAAUGAGCUCUCACACCUCCAUGUUUUGGAUGGUCCAGAAAGGGAUUAUUCUGAAGAUUCAGCAAAAGGUUCAUUCCUGUACCUUAGUACAACAGAAAGCACGAAGUUCCUCAUUUUGAGUCCUUGGCUGAAAAGCAAUAGUGAAGACUGUACUGUUCAAGUGGCUGUCUACAAAUACUUCCAACAAAGUGGGGAAUAUCUCGCUCAGAUCCUCCAAGUUAAUGAAAGUCGCAUCAAAAUCCCAUUGAACCCAAGCAGAGAAAAACAUGGAUGGGUGCUUCUCCAGGAAAGAGUGGGACACCUCGAGAAACCUUUUCGGAUCUCCUUGGAAUAUAUUGCUAGUGGGAACAAGAGUGUAGCGGCCAUUGAUUCAUUUGCGAUGAAGAACUGCAGCUCAGGACCUCCUUCUGGCUCUAAAAUGGCUCUGCAGAGUUCCUUCAACUGCUGGAAUGGAACAGUGAUCAAGCUGGGACAGGUGUGUGACUUCACCAGAGACUGCGCAGAGGGAGAGGAUGAGGGACAGCUGUGCAAAAAUCUGCCCCCUGGCUUCUACUGCUCCUUUGAAGAUGGAGAGUGUGGCUGGACUCAAAGUUCAUUGUCUUCCCAAGAGGCUCAUCUGUGGCACAUUGGAAAUCCACAGAAUCACCACUUCUGUUUGUUGAAAGAAUGUGCCCUUUUGCUUAACACCAGUGAGACGGCAGUCACAGAAACAGUCGUGGUGACCAGUGCUGUGUUUCCAGCUCCCAUGAAAAACUCUCCCUGCGAGCUUCGGAUGUCUUGGUUCCUCAACGGCAUCUUGCUUGGAGAUGUUUCCCUGGUCCUUGUCGAGAACAAAACUGGGAAGGAACAGAGCAGGAAGCUCUGGCACUUUGAUAACAGAAAAGGAUUGGGUGUCUGGCAGAAGAUGGUCAGGCCUCUCCAUGAUGUGUCAGACAGAUUUUGGCUUCAGGUUAUUACGUCUUGGAAAGCUGGAUCAGAAGCCAUCAUUGCUUUCGAUAAUGUAUCGCUCAGCCUGGACUGUUACCUGACAAUCAAUGAAGAGAAGACAUCUAGAGACAACAGUCCAGAUGCAGGCAAUCUGCUCACGGAAAGAGGCAGGUGGGAAGAAAUGUUUGCAGAAAUGCCAACACAGGAUCCCGCACCAGUUGGCCUUGGAGAUAAUUGGCUAUUCACCACUUGUGGUGCCAGUGGACCUCAAGGUCCCACCCAGACCCAAUGUAACGAUGCCUAUAGGAACGCCAACCUCAGUGUAGUGGUAGGGACGGAGGGCAAUUUCCCAGGUAUACAGAUUUGGAGAGUGCCUGCAACCAAUACUUACAGCAUCUCAGGCUAUGGGGCAGCUGGUGGCAAAGGGAAGAACACUAUAAUGAGGUCACAUGGUGUGAAUGUGGUGGGGAUAUUUAAACUCCAGAAGAACGAUACCUUGUAUAUUUUGGUGGGCCAACAAGGAGAAGAUGCCUGCCCUAGCAUCAACCAUGUCAUACAUAAAGUCUGUAUUGGAGAAAAUAAUGUGGUUGAAGAUGAAAUUAAAGUAAACAGGAGCAUCCAUGAAUGGGCAGGAGGAGGUGGUGGAGGUGGAGGAGCAAGUUAUAUAUUUAAGAUGGAGAAUGGAAAGCCAGUCCCCUUGAUCAUUGCCGCAGGAGGUGGUGGCAGAGCCUACAGGGCUAAAGCCUAUACAAUUGACCACGAAAGACUGGAGAACGAUACAUCUGUUCCAGGGCUCAAUGGGAGGCCAGGAGCUGCAGGUGGUGGAGGUGGCUGGAAUGAUAACACUUCCUUCCUCUGGUCCGGAAAAUCCUUGCUGGAAGGCGCUACCGGAGGAAAAUCCUGCCCCCAGGCCAUGAAGAAGUGGGGGUGGGAGACAAGAGGGGGUUUCGGAGGGGGUGGAGGGGGGUGCUCCUCAGGUGGAGGAGGCGGAGGAUAUAUAGGUGGUGAUGCAGCAGAACACAAUGACCCAGAGCUGGAUGGAGAGGAUGGUGUGUCUUUUAUUAAUAGCCAAUAUGGUUCAUUGUUUACCCCAGCAUUAAAAGUGACCGAGGGUCAUGGUGAAGUCAACAUUAAACUGUAUGUGAACUGUAGCCACUGUGACCAUGACAUCUGCCACAGGGAUAUGAAGACGCAAGAAGUUGUUUGCACGUGUGUCUAUGGAUAUGUAUUGGCUGAGGAUGGCGUCUCUUGCAUAGCUGAACUGAUACUGCCGACAAAGAAUCCCCCUCUCUCCUUGGUCUUGUCGGUAGUGACAUCAGCCCUGGUUGCUGCUCUCAUUCUAGCCUUCUCGGGGAUCAUGAUAGUGUACCGCCGGAAACACCAGGAACUGCAAGCCAUGCAGAUGGAGUUACAGAGCCCCGAAUAUAAACUGAGCAAGCUGCGCACCUCCACCAUUAUGACCGACUACAACCCCAAUUACUGCUUUGCAGGGAAGACCACUUCCAUUAGCGAUCUCAAAGAGGUGCCCCGGAAAAACAUCGCUCUGAUAAGGGGCUUAGGCCAUGGAGCCUUCGGGGAGGUGUACGAAGGUCAGGUGGUUGGGAUUCCCAGCGACCCCAGUCCCUUGCAAGUGGCUGUAAAAACUUUGCCAGAGGUUUGUUCAGAACAAGAUGAGCUGGAUUUCCUCAUGGAAGCUCUUAUAAUCAGCAAGUUCAACCAUCAGAACAUUGUGCGCUGCAUUGGGGUGAGCUUGCAGGCUCUGCCACGCUUUAUUCUGCUGGAGCUCAUGGCUGGAGGAGACUUGAAAUCUUUCCUGAGGGAGACACGGCCAAGGCCGACUCACCCCUCCUCGCUGACCAUGCUGGACCUGCUGCAUGUGGCUCGUGACAUUGCGUGUGGCUGUCAGUAUUUGGAAGAAAAUCACUUCAUUCACAGAGACAUUGCAGCUCGAAAUUGCCUCCUUACUUGUAAAGGUCCUGGGAGAAUAGCUAAAAUUGGAGAUUUUGGCAUGGCCCGGGACAUAUACAGGGCCAGCUACUAUCGAAAAGGAGGGUGCGCAAUGCUUCCAGUCAAGUGGAUGCCACCAGAGGCCUUUAUGGAAGGGAUAUUCACAUCCAAAACAGACACCUGGUCAUUUGGAGUAUUGCUGUGGGAAAUAUUCUCUCUUGGAUACAUGCCCUAUCCCAGCAAAAGUAACCAGGAGGUCUUGGAGUUCGUAACAAGUGGAGGACGGAUGGAUCCACCCAAGAACUGCCCUGGCCCAGUAUAUCGGAUAAUGACCCAGUGCUGGCAGCACCAGCCUGAAGACAGGCCGAACUUUGCCAUAAUACUGGAAAGGAUUGAAUACUGCACCCAGGAUCCUGACGUCAUCAACACCGUUCUGCCUGUGGAAUAUGGCCCAUGCAUUGAAGAAGAGGAAAAGGUCCCAGUGCGUCCUGAAGACCCCGAAGCAAUUCCUCCUCUGUUGGUCUUGCCUCAGCAGGAGAAAAAGGGUGCCGUGCCACUCCUGCCUUCCCCGCCCUCUCUGGCCUCAGCCCUCCCCCCAGGAAAGCCCCUCAUGAAAGCGGCUGGUGUUGACCCGCCGAUCCGUGCCAACGUACAGGCUCCCCUGGAAGGGGGCCAUGUCAACAUGGCGUAUGCACAGUCCAAUCCUGCGACUGAGCUCCACAAAGGCCGGGGCUCCAGAAACAAGCCCACCAACCUCUGGAACCCGACGUACGGCUCCUGGUUUUCAGAGAAGCCCGUGGUCAAAAACACUUCACAGGCAGAGAAAGAGGCAACUGAGAGGGAAGGUUCAGGGCAUGACGGGAACUGUACUUUGGGACCCAGCAUUGUGACUGGGAGGUUGCCAAGCUCCUCCCUCCUUCUAGAACCAUCUUCACUGACAGCCAGUGUUAAGGAAGUGCCUCUGUUCAGGCUCCGCCAUUUCCCCUGUGGUAACGUUAACUAUGGAUACCAGCAGCAGGGCUUGCCCUUGGAAACCUCGGCCCCACCCUUGUGCCAGCAGUUACGAGGGCCCUCACCUUAGGAACCAGACCCGCCAGGGCCGUUGAAAGCCUCCAGGGCU
Elgaria multicarinata webbii is the source of this 5517-nucleotide messenger RNA. RefSeq names its product ALK receptor tyrosine kinase (gene ALK). The coding region runs from base 1 to 5478 and encodes 1825 amino acids. Gene Ontology annotation, biological process: cell surface receptor protein tyrosine kinase signaling pathway; regulation of cell population proliferation; protein phosphorylation. Gene Ontology annotation, cellular component: plasma membrane; signaling receptor complex. Gene Ontology annotation, molecular function: protein binding; transmembrane receptor protein tyrosine kinase activity; ATP binding. The record is from RefSeq and is a predicted model, not a curated record. The transcript is spliced from 30 exons. Lineage: Eukaryota; Metazoa; Chordata; Lepidosauria; Squamata; Anguidae.